Aspergillus pseudotamarii is the source of this 1827-nucleotide messenger RNA. Its product is annotated as MFS transporter. The transcript is spliced from 2 exons. Gene Ontology annotation, molecular function: transmembrane transporter activity. The record is from RefSeq and is a predicted model, not a curated record. Gene Ontology annotation, biological process: transmembrane transport. The coding region runs from base 1 to 1827 and encodes 608 amino acids. Lineage: Eukaryota; Fungi; Ascomycota; Eurotiomycetes; Eurotiales; Aspergillaceae.
AUGACUUCCGAAGACUAUACUCAUGAAGCCACCCGGCCCCAGGGAAUUCCGUAUUGGCGCCUACUCACCGACCAAGGCGUCGUCACGCCCGAAAUAAUCAACUAUCCAUAUCGGGGCUCCGGCACAGAUGAUGAUCCCUACAUCGUGGAAUGGAUCCCUAAUGAUCCCCGCAACCCGAUGUUGCUUAACAAAUCCCUGAAAUGGGCUUACACUAUCACCGUUGCAUUCGCCACGUUCGGUGUCUCGCUUUCCUCCUCCGCUUAUGCAGGAGGCAUCCAGGAAGUCAUCAAACACUUCGGCAUCGGCGAAGAAGUGGCAACGCUCGGUGUGUCACUAUUCGUCCUAGGCUUUGCAGUUGGCCCAUUAGUAUGGGCGCCUCUGAGUGAACUGAUCGGCCGCCAGAUCGUUUUUUUUAUCUCAUAUGGGGCUCUUGCAUUCUUCUGUGCCGGCGCUGCCGGUGCACAAAAUAGCUGGACGUUGAUCAUCCUGCGCUUCUUUGCUGGCUCAUUCGGAUCCUCGCCAUUAACGAACGCUGGCGGCGUCAUCGCCGAUAUCUUCCCAGCAGAAGAACGAGGUCUAGCAACAAGUUUAUUCGCCGGCGCACCGUUCCUAGGUCCAACCCUAGGCCCCGUAAUCGGCGGCUUCCUCGGCGAAAACGCCGGCUGGCGCUGGGUACAAGGCUUCCUCGCAACUUUCACCGGUCUAAUCUGGAUCGUGGAAUCGCUCCUUGUGCCCGAAACCUACGCACCACUACUUCUCCGCAAACGUGCCGCCCGCCUCACAGCCCUCACCGGCAAAGCCCACCGGAGCAAGCUCGAUCUCGAACGCGGCAAAGUAACCAUGGCAAGCGCUUUCGGCGCCGCCCUCCUUCGCCCCUGGAUCCUCCUCUUCGCCGAACCUAUCGUUCUCCUCCUCUCAACCUACAUGGCCAUCGUCUACGGUACGCUCUACAUGCUCUUCGACGCCUUCCCAAUCGUCUUCCAACAGCUCCGCGGCUGGUCCGAAGGCGUCGGCUCCCUCCCAUUCCUCGGCGUCAUGAUCGGCAUGAUGCUUGCCGUCGCCCUAAACAUGCUCGACAAUAAACGCUACGUCGCAAUCCACAAAGCUCACCACGGCUUCGCUCCCCCCGAAGCUCGUCUCCCGCCCACCAUGCUCGGCAGCGUCGCCAUCCCCAUCGGCCUCUUCUGGUUCGCCUGGACUAACGCGCCCCCCGUCCACUGGAUCGUGAGUAUCAUUGCCGCCGCCCCCUUCGGUUUCGGUAUGGUUCUCGUCUUCCUCAAUAUCAUGUCCUACCUUAUCGAUGCAUAUACUAUCUACGCUGCCAGCGUGCUGGCCGCAAACUCCAUUAUCAGGUCCUGUUUUGGUGCCGGCUUCCCCCUCUUCACCACCUACAUGUAUCGCAAUCUAGGGGUCCACUGGGCUUCCUGUAUUCCUGCUUUUCUGGCCCUUGCUUGUCUGCCUUUUCCGUUUGUUUUCUAUAAAUAUGGUGCUGUUAUACGGAGGAAGUGUAAAUAUGCGGCUGAGGCGGAUGAUUUUAUGAGGAGGUUAGCGGAGAAGACGGUCCCUCCAGAGGAGGAGGAGGAGAAGAUCAUUGAUGAAGAGGUUAGGGCUCAGGCUGAGGGGCGGGGAAGUGCCGAUGGUGGAGAAGAUUUGGAGAGGUUGGAGUCCGGGGGUAGGAGCUCACUGUCGACUGUGCGUGACGGGACUGCGGGUUACGAGGUUAAUCCGUAUGAUAUCGAUCGUGUUAAUACGAGGCACUCGGCCAUUUCGAGACGGUCCAGGUCCAGGUCUGCUAAGAGGAGGAAGAGAGGGUUUUUAGGGGUUUGA